Molecule: messenger RNA, 876 nt
Organism: Trichomonas vaginalis G3
Lineage: Eukaryota; Parabasalia; Trichomonadida; Trichomonadidae
Product: ribonuclease inhibitor domain-containing protein
Exons: 1
Coding region: 1-876 (291 amino acids)
Source: RefSeq, a predicted model, not a curated record
AUGCAAUAUUGUACCUUAUUAACAUAUCUUAAUAAUUCUGUAUUUAGAUUAUGUCAAAAACUGCAGUCAAUAACUCUUCCUCCUAACCUGAGAGAAAUUGGGAGCGGAUGUUUUGAUUGGUGUGGUUUGACAUCAAUUACUUUGCCAAAUUCUGUAGUGAAGAUAAAUGGAUGGACUGGACAAGAUGGAGGUGCAUUUUCUGGAUCUCUUUCCUCUAUUACAAUUAAUCCUGAAUCUCAAUUAGAAAUAAUUGGAUCUAAUGCUUUCUCUGGUUCAAAAAUAACAUCCAUUUUCAUUCCAAAAAACGUUAAUUCAUUAUCAGGUACAUGCUUCUACAAAGUUUUUCUAGAUGAAAUACUAAUUGAUUCUGAGAAUUCCAACUUUAAAUCAGACAAAUUAUCAAUUUUUGGUGGAACAAAUAAUGAUACUUUAAUUUAUGUUACUUCUAAGUAUACAGGAAAUUAUGUAGUCCCAAGUUUUGUUCAAAAAAUUGACGUUUCUUGCUUUGCAGGUUGUAGAUUAUCCAACAUUACUUUUCAUGAAAAUGUUUCUUCAAUUGGAUCAUAUUGUUUCGUAGAAUCAAAACUUGUUGAUGUUGUUCUUCCAGAAAAAGUUGUAAUAGUUAGAGAUAGUUUAUUUAAAGAUUGUCAACAGUUACAAAGUAUUACAUUAUCUAAUUCGACAACAACAAUUUACAGCAAUGCAUUUUAUAAUUGCAUUUCUCUUACUAAAAUUGUGUUUCCUUCAACUCUAACCAAUAUAUGGUUGAUUGUAUUCAGUAUUUGUCAUAUCUGGAUAAUUUUCAUUUGUAAUACAAUUUACAUAAUGAUAUUUGUUUGUUCCAAUUUGCCAAAUUGGUUUAUUAUAAAUGUUUAA